Podospora bellae-mahoneyi is the source of this 4478-nucleotide messenger RNA. RefSeq lists its product as uncharacterized. Lineage: Eukaryota; Fungi; Ascomycota; Sordariomycetes; Sordariales; Podosporaceae. The transcript is spliced from 2 exons. Bases 1182 to 4343 code for a protein of 1053 amino acids. Gene Ontology annotation, molecular function: metal ion binding. The record is from RefSeq and is a predicted model, not a curated record.
CUCGCCCCCGCGCAGAAAUUGAGUGCUUACACAGGUAGAAUGCCCAAUAUCUAAAGCGCGGGGACUAUCCAACAUCAGCAGAACACUGCAUAUUCUGUACAAAAGCGCCUGCCCAAUGGAUGGUCAGUCCGUCUGAAGUUUAGUGGGCCUGCCGGGCUGUCCCACCAUCCAAACGGCGGGGCAUUUCGAACUUCAGAUCUGUCAGAGAGACCGCUGGGACACUGAUUGUAUUUAGUAGGAACACCUCUUUGGGCAGGUCCAAGAUCUCACUUUCCAUAUAAAUUGAACCAGGACCCAACCCUUGGGUUCAAGAACCCUGAUGAACAAGCCACCAUUUUGAUUCGUCAACCCCAAACACACCAAAAAACCCACCCAGCAGCUACCCCGCCAAAAACUAGCAACAUCUAACAGCCCAAACAGUGCUGACUGCCCAUAGCUCCUGUGUUCUACAAACCCAUCGGAACAACAGCAGCAGCAAGCAACCUUGCAGGAAGAGAGGGGUAUCUAGUUUAUCUCGGUAUCUUUUCGUUUCUUUGCCCGUCGCUUCCAGGCUGAACAUCAGCUGGAAACUUGGGGUAGGCACACCCUCUGUCGACCAUCAUUGGACUUCUCCCCUUGACGAGGUGGCUAGGCAGCAGACGCCUUAUACACCGGUAUGUAUGUCAGACUCGAGCGCAGUAGCUCAACGCCCCCCUCCUCACCCAGCCACCAAUAUCGUCUUGUCUUUUCUUUGACUGGUGCCGUCUUGUUGGACAUGUGUGAUAGCUAUCCAUAUCAGCAGCUGGUAGUGUUACCUUGCGCAUUCCUCUUGCCCUCUUGGUUUCUCAGCUGUCCCCUUGCUUCUUUCUAGGCUGGCCACACCACCAGUAUCAAGAUGCCAGCCUGGUAUCGGCUAUUUGGGUGGCUCUCCUAUGGACUAGGAGCUCUUCAUAUCACCGCGGGCCUAUCAGAAGCGACGAUUUGCUAUGACCAUGGGUAUGCUCCGGUAUAACACACUACCUACUUUACGAAGACGAUAUGCCCGUUGGCCUUUCUAUAUUGUGCCCUAGUCUUGAAGAUCACCGUGUCCUUGUUUCCUACAUUCAUUUGGACUUUUCACAUCCUCUUUUUACGGCUAGGGCUCUCGCUGACAUGAUGCUAGCUCCAUACCAACUUCCAUAACCAUCAUCAACACAGCCAAUAUGUCGACCGAGGCUCAAAAACCACGGUUCCGCAAGGUCCAAAGCUUUCAGUCCGACUAUGCCCCAACUGGCAUUACCCAGUACGUCUCUGAGCGAAGUGGCAUGCAGGUUAUUGUGGCCGACCGCAAGGGCCCCAAGGUCAACGGCUACUUCACACUAGCCACCGAGAUCUUUGACGACUCUGGUGCGCCUCACACAUUGGAACAUUUGGUCUUUAUGGGCUCCAAGAGCUACAAGUACAAGGGCCUGCUCGACAAGCUGGCCGGCAGAGCCUACUCCAACACCAAUGCCUGGACUGCCGUCGACCACACCGCUUACACCCUUGAAACUGCCGGGUGGGAUGGCUUUGCUCAGAUCCUCCCUGUCUACCUCGAGCAUGUCAUUCUCCCUAACAUCACGGAUGAUGCCUGUGUGACCGAGGUUCAUCACAUUGACGGCGAGGGCAACGAUGCCGGUGUCGUGUACUCUGAGAUGCAAGCUCUUCAGUACAGCAGCUCUGAGCUGAUGGAUCUUCAGGCUCGCCGGUUGCUGUAUCCUGAAAAUAUUGGUUUCAGAUACGAAACUGGCGGUAUGAUGGAGGCGCUUCGGGUCUUGACUCCCAACAGAAUUCGUGAAUUCCACAAGGCCAUGUACCAGCCCCAGAAUCUGGCUGUCAUCAUCACUGGUGAGGCUGACCACGAGGACCUGCUGAAGAUCUUGGACACGUUUGAGGAGAGCAUCAAAGAUGAUAUCCCACCACCAAACCCCAGCUUCAAGCGCCCAUUCGUUGACUCUCCCCAACCACCUCCUCUCGAAAAGACCAUUGUCCAGACGGUCGAGUUUCCCGAGGAAGACGAGUCCACCGGCGAAAUCCUUGUGGCUUUCUUCGGACCCAGCUGCAUCGACCAGAUCGAGGGCACAGCGGUUAACAUCUUGAUGACCUACCUCUGCGGCUCGUCGGUCUCCAUCAUCGAAAACACCAUCGUGGAGAGAGAGCAGCUGGCUAGUUCGGUUUCGUACUGGUGGGACUCGAGACCAAACUCCGUCAUCUGGUUCCAGCCAACUGGUGUUGCCACUGAGAAGCUUGCCUUUGUCGAGCAGCGCCUGGUUGACCUUCUCAAGGAAGUCGCCUCGAAGCCUCUCGAUAUGAACUAUAUCAACGAAUGCCUCCAGCGUGAGAAGCGCCAAGUGAAGCUCCAGGCGGAAUCCUCCGAGCAGUUCUAUGCUAGCAACAUUAUUACGGAUUAUUUGUUUGGCAAGCGGGACGGCUCUACCCUGAGAGACCUGGAGACCCUGAAGGAGUAUGAUGUGCUUGAGAAGUGGACUGAUGAGCAGUGGCGUGCCUUUUUGAAGAAGUGGAUCUCUGACGCCCAUCACGUCUCUAUUCUCGGAAAGCCAUCGCAUGAGCUUGCCAAGAAGCUCAAGGCUGGCGAAGAGGAGCGCAUCGCCAAGAGGAAGGAGGAGCUCGGAAAGGAGGGUCUCGAGGCUCUCAAGAACAAGCUCGAGACUGCCAAGCAGAACAACGAGAAGCCAAUUCCUCCUGAGGUGUUGGAUCAGUGGCCAGUUCCUGGCACCGAGUCAAUUCACUUUAUUGAGUCUUUGACUGCGAGAUCAGGAAAGGCUCGUGCCCUUGGUGCUUCGGACAACAAGGCGCAGAAGAUCAUCGAUGCAGCUCCUCAAGGAAAGCCCCUUUUUGUGCAGUUUGAGGAUGUUCCGUCCAACUUUGUGCACUUGACGCUUCAUGUCGGCCUCUCUGAGACAGAAGUCCAGUACAAGCCUCUUCUUUCCCUCUUCACCGACAACUUCUUCAACUCCCCCGUCAUCCGGGAUGGCAAGCGUCUCGAAUUCGAGCAAGUCGUCAAGCAGCUUGAAAAGGACACAAUCAGCUACCACAUCAGCUCGGCCAGCAGACUAAGCGAUUAUGAGGGUCUGGCUAUCCAGUUCCAGGUAGACCCGGAAAAGUACACCACCAUCAUCGACUGGCUGCGCACGCUCAUGUUCGACAUUGUCUUUGACCCUGUCCGCAUCAAGGCUGCCAUCGUGAAAGCCCUUGCCGACAUCCCCGAACUCAAGCGCGAUGGCCGGACCAUGGCUCAGGAAGUCGACAUGGCCAUCCACUUCCGUCCCGAGGCUUACCUGUCUGCGAAGCGCACCCUCGUCAAGGCGGUCUACCUCCGUCGCCUCAAGAAGCUUCUCGAGAAAGAGCCCGAGACCGUCCUCGGGUGGUUCGAGGAACUCCGCAAGUCUCUCUUUUCGUUCCAAAACCUCCGCGUGCUAGUCACCGCCGACGUGGCCAAACUCUCCAACCCAGUCGCAGCCUGGGACGCACUCGCCUCCCACCCCGACCUCAACCCAACCAAGGACGUCCUCCCCAUCGUCAAACUCUCGGCAAUGCUCAACGAAGAAGGGCAAUCCCCUGGUUCGGUAGGAUCAGUCAUCAUCCCCAUGACAACCCUCGACAGCUCUUACUCCGUCUCCACCGCCACCGGCCUCUCUUCCUACUCCUCCCCCCUCCUCCCGGCCUUCCUCGUCGCCCAAGCCUACCUCGAAGCGGUCGAGGGCCCGCUCUGGAACGCCGUCCGAGGCAACGGUCUUGCCUACGGGGUUUCAUUUUCGAGGGAGAUAGACGGUGGAUACCUCCAGUUCAAGGUUUACCGCUCCCCCGACGCCUCCAAGGCCAUUGAAGCCUCCCGCACGACGGUUGCGAAAUUGGCCUCGGGCGAGGAGCCGCUGGAUAGGCACUUGAUCGAGGGUGCGGUCAGCUCGAUUGUGUUUGGCGUGGCGGACGAGCAGUCUACCAUGACGGCGGCGGCGCAGCAGAAUUACAUGAUUUCUGUCGUUCGCGGGUUGGAGCAAGGGUGGAACAAGAAGAUUCUGGCUAGGGUGAGGGAGGUGACGGAGGAGGAGAUUAGGGAGGUGAUGAGGGAGGUGAUCUUGCCGGUUUUUGAGCCGGGGAGGAGCAAUGUUGUUGUUACUUGUGCGCCGAUCAUGGAGGAGAAUAUUGUCAAGACGCUGGGUGAGAGGGGUUACAAGACCCAGGUUCAGACGCUUGCUCACUUUUAUGAUGACUAUGGUCUCAAGGCUGAUGAGGAGGAUGGUGAGGACGAGGAAGAGGAGGAUGAAGAUGAGGAUAUGAGCGAUGGGUCGUAUGAGUCUGGUUCGGAGGAGGAGGAUGAUCUCUAGAGGGAGUGUUCUUACUAGACCGCACAAGAAACAAGCUCAGGUAGAAAAAGAGGGGGGAGGGGGGUUAUGAAUACAUCAAUACUUCUUUUCUUUCUUGUUGACAAUGCUAGUUUUUUUCUGUCUCUGCACAAAAGU